AUGUUCGACGCACAAGCUGUUGCUUUCCUGAAUUACAAGUCUGACGUCCAUGACUUUCGUGUCAUGCUCAGUAGUGAUGCAGUUGCACGUAUGCCUCGAUAUAUCUUCCACUCGUUUUUCCCGAGCCUACUAAGUCGCUACCAAAACGAAUACAACGUUUACCAGCUGAAUGAUGCUCGGCGAAACGACGAAUUCGAUUUCUACUUGGACGUAAACGAUGAGAUACGGUUUCUUUCGGACCUUGACGCAUUAGAUGUUGCCCCAAUGUUUGACCCAAAGGAGAACAUAUCCCUGCUUCAGAUCCAAAUCCUAGAUCCCAAUCCUGACAGAGUGGAGUGGAUUCUAGGAAGGAUGAUCUUGAUAGAUACGUGCAUAACGUUCGACUUCGAGAAAAACGAAAUGUAUUUCGCUCAAGCUCGACCAAACGACGAUGAUGACGACGACGACAGUGACGAUGACGAAGGCAAUGAGUUUCGAGUGAAAAAUAAACGUCGCUACAGCCCACGACGUCGUAAAGCCAAUAACGUUGGCCACAGGGAUGGACGAUAA
This is a messenger RNA of Bursaphelenchus xylophilus (pine wood nematode), 549 nucleotides long. The record is from the annotation of a GenBank genome assembly. Lineage: Eukaryota; Metazoa; Nematoda; Chromadorea; Rhabditida; Aphelenchoididae.